Quercus lobata is the source of this 1111-nucleotide messenger RNA. Its product is annotated as THO complex subunit 4D-like. The record is from RefSeq and is a predicted model, not a curated record. Gene Ontology annotation, cellular component: nucleus. Gene Ontology annotation, biological process: mRNA export from nucleus. Lineage: Eukaryota; Viridiplantae; Streptophyta; Magnoliopsida; Fagales; Fagaceae. Gene Ontology annotation, molecular function: mRNA binding. Bases 43 to 909 code for a protein of 288 amino acids. The transcript is spliced from 6 exons.
CACAUUUCUCUCUUGAAGACUAAUACUUUGGCUACUGAUUUAAUGGCUACUGCAUUGGAUAUGUCACUUGGUGAUCUUAUUACAAAUAGAGGUUCCCGUGAGAGAGUUAGAGGGCGAGGUAGAGUUCGCCGUGGCCGUGGACCAGGCAGGGCCCCUGGUGGUGGAAGAAUGCCUGGGGCAUUUUGUAGAGGUCCUCUUGCAGUGAAUCCUCGACCAUCACCAUACAACAUUGCGAAGUCUGUCCGCAGAACCAGGAAUUUCCCAUGGCAGCAUGAUUUGUUUGAAGAGAGCCUUAGAGCUGCAGGGAUACCAGGGAUAGAAAUUGGGACAAAGUUAUAUGUUUCCAACUUGGAUUCUGGAGUGACUAAUGAAGAUAUAAGGGAACUCUUUGCCGAGAUUGGGGAACUGAAAAGAUAUGCAGUUCAUUAUGACAAAAAUGGUCGCCAAAGUGGUUCAGCUGAAGUUGUGUAUACCAGAAGAAGUGAUGCCUUUGCGGCUCUUAAGCGGUAUAAUAAUGUUCUCUUGGAUGGAAGGCCCGUGAGGAUUGAAAUUGUUGGUGCCAAUUCAGAUGUGCCUGUUUCAGCUCGUGUGAAUGUUACUGGAGUAAAUGGAAGGAGGAAGAGGACAGUUGUUAUGACGCCUAGGGUGGGUCCAAUUGAAGGCUCUGCUGCAGUUAAGCGUGGCUCUAGUCAAAGCCGACGUGGGGGUGCAAGGGGUGGCCGUGCACGGGGUCGGGGUCGGGGCCAAGGUCAAGGUCAAGGUCAAGGUCAAGGACGAGGUAGGGGCCGGGGCCAGGUCCAGGGCCAGGGCCAGGGUCGGGGUCGUGAAAAGAAUCAAGCAGUUGAGAUGUCUGUGGAUGAACUUAAUGAUGACCUGGAUAACUAUCAUGCUGGAGCAAAGCACAUUUGAGAGUUUCCAAGCCAAAGAACUGUUCUGUGGAAUUAAAUAUAUUAAUAUUAGUCAAUUUUAGCUGUCAGCUGUACAAAUUUGGUUAUUUUGUUGGUGACUUGUGUCUGUUUUCGGCUUAAUGCUUAGAUAGAGCAUGCAGUGAAUUUUCAUCACAGGAUAUGUGUAGCGUAAAUGAAGCUGCUGGAUGAUUCUUCAUUCUCUA